AUGGCUAGCAUCGGCGGCAGGAUAGAAUCCAGUCAAGUGUCGGACGGUGGAAAACCCCCCCUCCCUGGGCAGAAGGAAUGCAAAGAUGGAGCAGGAUUGACCUUAGGGCUUCCACAUCAGGCGGGUUUGGCCACGUUGGGCGGCGGCGGGGAAACGAACAAUAAUGGGCUAAAUGUGGUGGCGGUGGAGGGUCGCUUGAAGCAAGUCGAGAUGUCAAUGGAGGAGAAAAGCUGGAGCCCCUCAGGGGAGGAAAUCCCGCCUCCACUUGGGGAUCCGAAUGGACCCCAUCCAAUGUCGGCGACUCCGUGGAUGACGGAGACGAUCGCUCAACGGCGCGUUGCUCGUCGAAUAUUGCACCAAUCAGUGCUGUAUCCCCGCACUCCCGAUCGAGGCCAUGGCGGUGUCGAUCAUAUUGGGAAGUUCGAGAAGAAUGAUUGGAGAGGGGGGAGGAAAAGAAGCUGCCUUUGGUCGUGGCAAACCGGGCCGCAUCGAGGCGCGGGUUGGAAUGGGCGCAACUGCAAUCCCUUUCGUACUAUUCAUCUAUCCCACGAUCCACUGGAGUUGGAGAGCAAUCCUCCAUCUUUCUCCUCUCCACCAGUAGGUGGCCUUCCUGCAGACCCUCAAACUUUGAAGCCAGCCCCGACUGAUUGGCACGUAAAAACCCCGACCGCCAGCCAGCCAGAUGAUCCGCAACGGAAAUGCCCGACCGUCGCAAAGAACAGCCCCAGGAGAAAAAAGAAGGGCUCGGAUCACCAAUCAGUCCGGUUGAUCAGCAUCCCAUCUCGCGUUGGCGAUUUCCCACCUGCAGCAGAUGUCGCUGACUGGCUGGCUCGGCUGCGGGAUGGAGCUUUAGUGUCUGUGUGUUCUGAAGUCUUUUCUGUCCUGAUCAUCCCGAGCAUCCACUAAGACCUCUAAGAGUAACAGCCUGUUAGAUGACAGUCCUGGUCUGACAGUAGAGUUAGGAGGAUGAGGUCGAGAAAUGGCAGGACCUACUAUAUUGCAUUUGCUAUGAAGUCAAUAUUCAGCCUUUCUGUUGGUUGGCUGAUUGCUUGCUUGAUGAUGAUGAUGAUCAAUCAAUUUACCUUUACUCCCAUUCGUGAUUCAUUUCCAACCUGCAGGGUCAGUCAUCCAUCAUCCCGGCCCAAUUUCCAACCCCAUU
Aspergillus eucalypticola CBS 122712 is the source of this 1159-nucleotide messenger RNA. RefSeq lists its product as uncharacterized. Bases 1 to 906 code for a protein of 301 amino acids. Lineage: Eukaryota; Fungi; Ascomycota; Eurotiomycetes; Eurotiales; Aspergillaceae. The transcript has 6 exons. The record is from RefSeq and is a predicted model, not a curated record.